This is a messenger RNA of Cryphonectria parasitica EP155, 810 nucleotides long. RefSeq lists its product as uncharacterized. The annotation marks the transcript as partial. The transcript is spliced from 4 exons. Lineage: Eukaryota; Fungi; Ascomycota; Sordariomycetes; Diaporthales; Cryphonectriaceae. The record is from RefSeq and is a predicted model, not a curated record.
AUACCUUUGGCUGCGCCCAGCCAGAUCGCCAUGGUGAUAGUUGCUGUCUUGUUUGGCUGCAUCUCAACCGUUGCGAUUGGGCUUCGACUGGUGGCUGCGCGUAUCGCUCACCGGCGCCUGGAUGCCAGCGAUUGUUGCAUCUUGUUCGCAUGGCUCUUCACCUUGGGAUUAACGGUGGCCUGCAUUCUAGAGGCUGUCCUUGGCGGGUUUGGCUGGCAUGAGGACGACGUCCUGAGUCGUUUUGGGCCAGAUCCCAUCAUUCAAUAUCACAAGAUCAUACUCCCUCUCGAGAUGCUCUGGAACUUGUCACUCACCGCAACCAAACUCUCGGUGCUACUCUUCUACAUCAAGAUCUUCGCCGUCACGUCGAUUGUGCUGCCUGCAAAGAUCAUGAUCGUCUUCACCGCGCUCCUAGGCUUGUCGGGUUUUUUGAGCACAUUUCUCAUCUGCCAUCCCUUCGCGUACAACUGGAACCUUUCCAUCGCGGGCGGGUACUGCGGCAGUCAAAGUGCACUGUUUGCCGUAUUUGCCAUCUUGAAUCUGGGGAGUGACGUUGUAGUCUUGGCGAUGCCGAUCCCGAGCCUGCUGAGUUUGCGAAUGCCGGUUUGGAAAAAGGCAUGGUUGUUGGCAACCUUUACUAUUGGGUUCCUAACGUGCAUCGCCAGCAUCAUCAGGCUUGUCUACCUCUCCAAGAUCGACUACAACGACGUGACGUACACCUCGGUGACGGCAGUCCUCAUGACGGCCGUAGAGCCUUCGUUGGCUGUGAUGCUGGCAUGCAUCCCUCUACUUCGGCCACUUCUCGGGCAG